Molecule: messenger RNA, 1022 nt
Organism: Stegodyphus dumicola
Lineage: Eukaryota; Metazoa; Arthropoda; Arachnida; Araneae; Eresidae
Product: outer dynein arm-docking complex subunit 3-like
Biological process (GO): outer dynein arm assembly; cilium movement
Cellular component (GO): ciliary tip; ciliary rootlet; ciliary basal body
Source: RefSeq, a predicted model, not a curated record
GGGGAUGAAAAGAUAAUUGCCAAAGCUUUCCAAAAACAUUCACGUGAAAUCGGGGUUCUUGCAGGAAAAUCAGGAAGGGAAGCCGUUGAGAUACUUGAUGGGAAAGUUUUGGAUUUGAUUAAAAAGAGCAAUGCCUUGACUCACGAGCUGAAAGUAAAAGAAAAACAUCUGCAGAAACUGAAAGAACAAUCGAAAAUUGUUGCAUGGAAUAACUAUAAUGAUUUUAUAAGAGAACAUGCUGAAUCAGAAACUUUAAGGCGUGUGAGAGAAUUAGAAAAUGAAUACCAAAAAGUCGAAAAAAAUUUAAUGGAAUGUCAGAUAAUUCAAGCAAAAUACAAACUAAUACAAGAGCAACUUAGAAGAGAGUUGUCUGCAUAUCCAUCAUUACUUCAACAACUAGAAGAUGACUACCGUGCACAGCAAGCUGAUAUUGAAAAGCUUAUUGUAAGUGUAGAGAAAGCUCAUAAAAGGCGAGAUAUUGCUCGUAAAGAAUUUACGAAAAUGGAAGCUGAUGCUGUGAUGGCUCGUCAGGAAAAAGAAAAAAUUCUUGCUGAAUAUAGCAAAGUACUUAAACCAAAACCGACUGCUGCUGAGAAACAUUUUGUGGAGUUAAGGGACACAGCUGCAGCUGAGAAGUGGAGACAACUUCGAGUGGAACAAGAAGCAGAACUAAAAGCCUUUCAUGAAGGAUUUGAAAAAAUUAAAGAAGCUAUAGGAAUCUCUGAUAUCAGUGACGCCGAAGCAAGAUUUCUUUCCCAAAAGUCCACAAAAGAUGAAUUAACUGAUUUGGUGAAGAAAACUGAGGAAAAAAUCAUGAACAUGAAAAAUGAAGUUCAAGACCUAAGAAGUAAAAAUGAAAGUUUACGAGGAUCGGAAUUAGCAUCACCUCAAGUGUAUGUAUAAAAUAAAACACUGUCAGAUUUUUGUUUUUUAAACCUAGACUGUCCGCUUGCAUUGUCAACCGCCUACAUUAGUUAUUAUAAGAAAUAAAACAUUAUAUGCAAUGAUUUUAAUGUAUCUAG